Molecule: messenger RNA, 1053 nt
Organism: Cynara cardunculus var. scolymus (artichoke)
Lineage: Eukaryota; Viridiplantae; Streptophyta; Magnoliopsida; Asterales; Asteraceae
Product: metalloendoproteinase 1-like
Exons: 1
Coding region: 1-936 (311 amino acids)
Biological process (GO): collagen catabolic process; extracellular matrix organization; proteolysis
Cellular component (GO): extracellular matrix
Molecular function (GO): metalloendopeptidase activity; zinc ion binding
Source: RefSeq, a predicted model, not a curated record
AUGACGUCUAAAUUUUCCUUUCCCUUUUCAUGUGUUCUCUUUCUUGUUUUUUUCGUAUCAUCAGUCUUUUCGCAUUUUCAGUACCCUCAUUUAGAACCAAACGGGUUAUUGGUUAAUAACUCGGAUGCAUCACCUUUUGGGUUUCUUAAAAACAUGCAGGGGUGUGGUAAGGGCGAGAAUGUAAAAGGCAUCCGUGACCUUAAACGAUAUCUUGGUCAUUUUGGAUACUUAAACUACCAGAACAACCCUGAUGUCACGCAUCCUGAAGAGGACCAUUUUGAUGACGAGCUUGAGGCAGCCCUCAAAUCGUACCAGGUCUUUUACCAUCUGAAUGACACUGGGAAGCUUGAUGGGCCAACGGUAUCGAAGAUGGUGAUGCCUCGUUGUGGGUUUCCUGAUAAGGAAACACACCAACAUAGCAAUAACUCUUUACAUACAGUCUCUCAUUAUCGAUUCUUUCCAGGUAGACCAAAAUGGCCCAAGGGAAAAAGACAUCUAACGUAUGCUUUUGGAUCACGUUUCCCUACCCGAUUCAUGCCCCCUGUUGCGCGAGCUUUUAGCAAAUGGGCUAUUGCUUCUAGAUAUUUUACAUUUUCAAGAGCUAGAACUUACCGUCGUGCUGACCUAAAGAUUAGUUUCGCACGUAGAGCCCAUGGAGAUGGGGCCCCAUUUGAUGGGCCUGGUGGAGUGUUGGCCCAUGCUUUUGCACCUACAGAUGGGAGGUUCCAUUAUGAUGCAGAUGAUCGUUGGGUCAUCGGAGCUGUUCGAAAUGCUUAUGAUGUGGAGACAUUGGCGUUACAUGAAAUAGGACACCUACUUGGGCUUGGUCAUAGCCAAUUUCAAAAUGCAAUAAUGUGGGCUUCCUUCAAAUCAGGAGUAACGAAACGUUUGAAUUCAGAUGACAUUCGAGGGAUCAGGUCUCUAUAUAGCAGUUAGCUUCUUCUACAAACUGAAAGACCGAAAGACAUUUGUUAUGCUAUAUGUAUGUUUUCAGUGUGCAUCUUAUAAGAAGGGAAUUAUUCCUAACACAAUACUACUUGUUUUCUUUCCACU